Molecule: messenger RNA, 475 nt
Organism: Dreissena polymorpha
Lineage: Eukaryota; Metazoa; Mollusca; Bivalvia; Myida; Dreissenidae
Exons: 3
Coding region: 18-413 (131 amino acids)
Source: RefSeq, a predicted model, not a curated record
CAGCGUACAGGGAGGCGAUGCGUCUCGGUGAAGUUACGUAUGUGUGUCGUCCAUACAGAGACGCAGAGGCCCUCAACAGCGAAAUGCCCACCCUAAAGAUAAGCGCCACAGUUCCCCGGGUUGACGACGACGACGCCAGUGACGAUCGCCCUAUGCCACUGAUAGAGUUGAGUGUCCCCAUCGACAUGCCCGUGACUCGUGAUGAGAUUGACGAUGUCGACCCAUCUGCCGAGCCUGCCAUAGACUCAACAAAUCUGUCUGCCGACGAUCGCUCCGAUGGCGACAUGAAUUUCACCGACAUGGAGUUCGACGUGACAGACGUCAUUGACGUACUCGAACCCAUCCAAGAGGACAGUUUCAACGCGGCGUUGCCAGAGACAGUCCUCGAGGACAGGGCGUCACCUACACUGUAAUUGAGCGUGGCAGUCAGAAACGAAAACCCAUAUUCGUUACAAACCUAGGCUACACGUAUUCC